ACGUUGAACCGGAUAAGUGAAAAUGUCAUCAUCAAAUAUUUGAGUUUCCUGUGAGUUAAGAACAUGGGAAAAUGUCACAGAUAAAGCUUUUUGUAGGUAAUAUUUGAUCGUUUCUUUUAACAUUGUAAUUAGUGGCUACGUUAUCAAUACUGUGUCGUGAAAGAUGAAAUUCAAGAAUACAUAUUGAUUGAUCUAUCAGGAUUAUUUAAUUUCGUUAACAUAAUACACGGCAUGUAAAAAAUUAUCGAUACAUAAUUGUAACCUUAAUUUUCUUUAUACAAAAAUCUUUUCAUGUGAAAUAAGGUGUAAUAACACGUUUUAUUCCGAGAAACCUAACCUAUUUAACAAUGAAAUCGGGUACAACGGAUAAGAAUACGGGAUCUAUACUGUUGAAAACAGAAGAGAACGAGCAAGUCUUUCAAUUAAUAGGAAAUCGAUGUCAGUGCUUGGCAGCAGGAAUUAUACAGUUAUACUUAACUGAACCACCAUUUCAUAAAGAAUGGGUAAAAAAGAAUACUGGUAUAAUAACUCUAAUCAGAGAUAAUCCAAGACGUAGUUUUUUCUUGCGAUUAUAUUGUUUACAAAGAAGAGCCAUGUUGUGGGAACACGAAGUUUAUAAUUCUAUGGAUUAUAAAACACCCUUAGUUUAUUUUCAUACAUUUGAAGCUGAAGAAUGCAUGGCAGCAUUCAAUUUUGCAAAUGAAGUCGAAGCUAUCACAUUAAGAGAUAUUCUUCUUGAUAAAUUGAAUGCUAAACGACAGAAAAGACAAGAGAAACGAUCAAAGAUGGAAAUGGAAACACAGCAGUUAGUAACCUUACCGCGAAAAAGUAGAAGUAGCACAUCAUCAUUUGCAUUUACAACCGGUGCUACAUCGAAUACAUUAAAUGGGCAAACUACAGUUGGUGUUAAUAGAAGUGCUUCUAGUAGUUCUAUGUAUAAAAGUAAAAAGAAGAAAGGUGACAAAGAUUCAAGAAGAAAAUUGACUAAGGACGAUAUAAGCCUACCAUCUAAUUUUAGACACAUAGUGCAUAUGGGAUGGAAUGCUGAAAAUAAAGGUCUAGAAUUUGAUGCAGUUAAUCCAGAGUUAAAAAAGUUUUUUGAUAUGGUAGGUGUUUCUGAGCACCAACUGAGAGAUCAAGAAACGCGUGAGUUUAUUUAUAACUUUAUUGAGUCACAUGGUGGGAUGAAUGCUGUUAAAGAAGUUGUUUUACCAUCAACUAAAUCAAGAAAUACCAACCAACCUCCUGUAUUACCACAACGUCAAGAAUAUCCUCCACCGGUACCAGCUAGAACGAUAACAACAAGGAGUGCUCCACCAUUACCUCCGACUCGGUUCAAUACUCCAAUUACAUCUCCAAAUACAUCAUCUACUGCCCCACCAGUACAUAGAUCAGCACCGUCACGUCCACCACCGCCCUCUGUUACUCCAGCACCUUCCCUACCACCUCCACCACCUCCACCUCCACCUUCAUCUGCCCCAACACCUCCAUCAAGAAAUAUCUCAAGUGGUCCAGUUCCACCUCCACCACCACUGCCUAACAGUAUUGAUAUGGAUAUUGCAAAGGUCAAUGCAAAUGCCACAAAUAACAACAACGAGGAGAUCACUGAUCUCAGGCCAAUGCUAAUGGAGUCUAUCAGAAGCGGCGGUACUACAUUGAGAAAAGUUAGUAAAACAGAAACAAAACCACCUCCAGUCAAUGAUUCCAGAAGUGAUUUAUUAGAACAAAUUCGUCAAGGAAUAGAAUUAAGGCCUGUUCCUAACGAAGUUAAAUCUACUCCUCCACCAGCUUGUCAAGGUACUAGCUUAGCUAGUGCACUCACCAGAGCUUUGGCAGAACGAUCUCGUGCAAUUCACAGUGAAAGUGAUGAAUCAACUAGCGACACGAGUGAAGAUGAUGACUGGGAUGAUUAAGUCAG
Messenger RNA from Vespa mandarinia (Asian giant hornet), 1918 nucleotides. Its product is annotated as actin nucleation-promoting factor WAS. The record is from RefSeq and is a predicted model, not a curated record. NCBI's taxonomy places the organism in Eukaryota, Metazoa, Arthropoda, Insecta, Hymenoptera, Vespidae. Gene Ontology annotation, biological process: actin filament organization. Gene Ontology annotation, molecular function: actin binding.